CAGGAGUAAAUUAAGUAAUUGUUACUUCCCAGCUUAGUUUAUUUUUUUGGAAUGUGGUGGAGGGCACCCAUUAUGAUGAUGAUGCCCUGAAAAUUGAAUUAAAAAAAGGAAAAAUCAAAGGGGAUCUCUGGUGCUGGAGAAAGACCCAAGGACCAAAAGACAGAGAUAAACAUGAUGCUCAUCCGAGAGUGGAGAUAGGCUUCUGUGUGUGUGUUCCAUCAAACAUUUCAUUUACUAAAACUCUCUCUUUUAGGUCUUAGAGAGAAGAGAUGAAAGGUCUUUUCAAAUCGAAGCCGCGUACUCCCCCUGACAUCGUCCGACAGACUCGCGAUCUCCUCUUCUACGCCGAUCGAUCCGUCUCCAUCCCUGACCUUCGCGAGUCCAAACGCCAAGAAAAGCUGUCGGAACUAAGCAAGAACUUACGAGAUUUGAAGUUAAUUCUCUAUGGAAGCAGCGACGCUGAGCCUGUUGCUGAUGCUUGUGCUCAGCUGACUCAAGAGUUCUUUAAGGGUGAUACUCUUCGACGAUUGAUCACUUCACUUCAAUAUCUAAACUUGGAGGCGAGGAAAGAUGCGACACAAGUCGUUGCUAAUCUUCAGAGGCAACAAGUCAAUUCACGCCUUAUUGCCUCUGAUUAUCUCGAAUCCAACAUUGAUCUUUUGGAUUUUCUUGUCGACGGGUUUGAAAACACAGAUAUGGCGUUACACUAUGGUACUAUGUUUAGAGAGUGCAUCCGCCAUCAGAUUGUUGCCAAAUAUGUUUUGGACUCGCAGCACAUGAAGAAGUUUUUUUACUACAUACAGCUACCCAAUUUCGACAUUGCUGCUGAUGCUGCUGCCACUUUUAAGGAACUUCUGACAAGGCACAAGUCUACAGUGGCUGAGUUUCUCACCAAGAACGAAGACUGGUUUUUUGCAGACUACAAUUCAAAGCUUCUUGAAUCAAGUAAUUAUAUUACCAGACGGCAAGCUAUUAAGUUGUUAGGAGAUAUAUUACUGGAUCGGUCAAACUCAGCUGUGAUGACGAAAUAUGUGAGCUCAAUGGAUAACUUAAGAAUUCUCAUGAACCUUCUCAGAGAAUCAAGCAAGACUAUUCAAAUAGACGCUUUCCAUGUUUUCAAGCUGUUUGUAGCUAACCAAAGAAAGCCUUCAGACAUCAUGAACAUUCUGGUGGCAAACAAAAACAAGCUUCUAAGAUUGUUGGCUGAUAUCAAACCAGAUAAAGAGGAUGAGAGCUUUGAAACAGAUAAAGCUCAGGUGGUGAGAGAGAUCGUAAGUCUUGGUAAGCCGUGAGAUCUUUGCUUGAGCACUCCACAUGUACACAGAAGCUCAUGCCUCCUCCUGUUUAAUCUUUGAAAGACAUUUUUGGUGCAUCAAAGAUUGUUGUGUGUGUCUUGGCUAUCGACUGGUCUGGGGUUUUUAGUGUCUAUAAAACAAAAUGUCAUUAUUAUUAUCACUGCUCAGAAGGAAAAUAGAGGCAAAAGCCCCACAUU
Molecule: messenger RNA, 1492 nt
Organism: Eruca vesicaria subsp. sativa (arugula)
Lineage: Eukaryota; Viridiplantae; Streptophyta; Magnoliopsida; Brassicales; Brassicaceae
Source: the annotation of a GenBank genome assembly